Messenger RNA from Owenia fusiformis, 2530 nucleotides. NCBI's taxonomy places the organism in Eukaryota, Metazoa, Annelida, Polychaeta, Sabellida, Oweniidae. The record is from the annotation of a GenBank genome assembly.
GAAAUUACUUCGAUAUCUUCUUGUAUUUGCUUCAGAAAAUAAUGAGGGGUGUUAUUGUUUUAAUUGCAUAUCUUAUUAUUGCAAAGAUUUGCGGUACAGCUAGUACAAACAACAGAGGUACAAACAACAGAGGUAGAAACAACAGAGGUACAAACAACAGAGGUACAAACAACAGAGGUACAAACAACAGAGGUACAAACAACAGAAGUACAAACAGCAGAGGUACAUUUAACAAUGUUGGAUACUCAACUAAAUACUAUCAUAAGAUUGGCUACAUGUAUGAGCAAUCUCCCAUUGCAACAUCAGUUAUGUCAAUGGCUGCCUACGACAUGGAAAUAGCUGCGGUGCAAUGUUUGUCUACUUGUCAAAAAGAGGCUAAUUUGGGCACUAAAAGUUGUAUUGCUGUGAAUUUCAACACAAGAAAUGGAACUUGUCAACUUCUCUCCAAGCAGCCUCUGUAUAAGUAUGAUACCAAAGUGAAAAGUCGUGCUUUGUGGACAUUAUAUACGGAAGAACCUAUAAAAUAUCCACGUGAUUGUGAAGAUAUUGAACAAAAAGACAUAAUCAAAUAUUACAAAAUUCAGCCAGACACAAGUAAACCCCCCUUUUCUGUUCUGUGUUCUAAACACGACUUAUAUCGUACAUAUAUCCAAUAUCACGACAGAUUAAGCAGUUUUGACUUUCAGAAAGGGACAUGGGAUCAAUAUCAAAAUGGCUUCAAAGACGAUCAUACCUCUGGCCGUAAAGUUUAUUAUUGGAUAGGAAAUGAGAAUCUCCACACUCUUACACACAGUCGGAACUAUUCUGUUAGAUUUGGCUGUGAAAACUCUAAUGUUAGAUCCGGCUGUGAAAAAACUAAACUGAAGCGAAUACAUUACAGCGGGUUUUUAGUUGAUAGCAAACAAAACUAUUAUCAACUGACUAUUGGCUCUGUAAUCAAAAAUGACGAUGACAUGGAUGAUGCCAUUAUAAAUGGGUCGAGAUUUCUGACACAUGAAAAUCACACAGAAGAUGCAUGUGCCAGCCAAGGUGGAUGGUGGUACAAGAAUUGUACAAAUGCUAACUUUAACACAGCUAAUGAGAACAUGUUUUGGGGAGGUAUGAAAUGUUCUAUAAGUAGAAUAAGAGUGCAACUUGUCAAGGAUGACCAUAUGUUUCUGAAUGUGUGACGAAGCAGUUUUCAUAAUUAUCCAAGUCACCACUGAAGGAUUAUUCCUCAAAAGGAACAUGGAAUGAUAGAUAGUACAACUGACUUUAGACAACUGCAUUGUCUCUUGAGAAAGGUAUCAUGAUAACUAAGACUCUGUGAAAUUAACUGGUAAAUUAACUCAUCAACAUACUUUUUGAAAAAUACUGACUUAAUUUAAGAAGUAGAUAUAAUAUAAUGGGAACAAUUUGUAUUUCUCAAAGGAGUUAAACAUCCAUGAGUGACAUGUUUCUCAUCACCAAUGAAACUAUGGGUGACAUGUUUAUCAUUAUUCACCAAUGAAACAUUGGGUGACAUGUUUAUCAUCAUUCACCAAUGAAACAUAGGGUGACAUGUUCAUCAUCAUUCACCAAUGAAACAUUGGGUGACAUGUUUAUCAUCAUUCACCAAUGAAACUAUGGGUGACAUGUUUAUCAUCAUUCACCAAUGAAACAUUGGGUGACAUAUUUAUCAUCAUUCACCAAUGAAACAUUGGGUGACAUGUUUAUCAUCAUUCACCAAUGAAACAUUGGGUGACAUGUUUAUCAUCAUUUACAAAUGAAACAUUGGGUGACAUGUUUAUCAUCAUUCACCAAUGAAACAUUGGGUGACAUGUUUAUCAUCAAUCAGCAAUGAAACUAUGGGUGACAUGUUUAUCAUCAUUCACCAAUGAAACAUUGGUUGACAUGUUCAUCAUCAUUCAGCAAUGAAACUAUGGGUGACAUGUUUAUCAUCAUUUACCAAUGAAACUAAGAGUGACAAGUAAUCAUUUACCAGUGUGACAUAAGUGACAAGUUUAUCAGUAUUUAUCAAGGAAUCAAGGAAUGACAAGUUAAUCAUUAUUUACCAAUGAAAUGUUGAAUGAUAUGUAUAUCAUCAUUUACCAAUGAAACUAUGAGUGACAAGUGAAUCUUGAUUUACCAAUGAAACAAUGAAUGUUAAUGAAAUGAAAGUUAAUCAUCACUGCCAAUGAAAUGUUGAGUGACAUGUUGAUCAGAAUCACAAUUGAAACAAUGAGUGACAUGUAAUUGUUGUUUAGCUUACCUUCCUUCCCCAGUCAAGGCCUUCUCCAUGUCCACACCAUAUCCAGAUGAAUGACCUCUGAGCUGCUAUCUUUUCUAUUUCCAAACCCAUUAUCUGAAAAACAACCAUAAAUACCAAUAGCAGAUUUUGAGGUUAUACAAUGAAAUUUCAUUUAGUGUGAUACAUAUAAAUCCGAUGGUAAACAUCUUACAUUUCAAGAUGUCUCUCUAUGACUAGCAACAUUUUGGCUGAGAGCUCUAUAGCCAAGAACUUGAGAUAACAUCAGAACUCCUGUAAUUUAUUUUACGAAAUAAAAAUUUA